This is a messenger RNA of Owenia fusiformis, 675 nucleotides long. The record is from the annotation of a GenBank genome assembly. NCBI's taxonomy places the organism in Eukaryota, Metazoa, Annelida, Polychaeta, Sabellida, Oweniidae.
GUUUCACUUCGAAAAACUGAAAAUAAACUCUUGUCAAGUAUUUGUGCCUAAGUUGGCAGAUUAAUCAAUAAGUAUGUCUCUACCCCCAACUGGAAGUCUCAUGAAUAUUAAUGAAACUAAUCGAACUGUGGAAGACCCGAGUAUUGAGAGGAAAAGUGUAAGAAUAUAUGGCAUACUGCAAGACCAUGACUUCCGUGCUUGUAUGGCAAUACUGAAGGAUCCAAAAACAGAGGAGAAACUACAACUUGACACACAAUCAGUAGAACCAUUCUCUGCAAGAGUAGGGACCUUUGUGCAAGUCAUAGGAGAAAUUGAGACCACUACAGAUGAUCAAAGAGUCACAAAUGGUGGAGUUGCCAUGUUGCGUUGCAGAGUAUUGCGUAGUAUGGAUGGUGUUGACAUCCAUAUGUACAACAAAGCAUUAAAAGUUCAGACAGAAUUUUUAACUAGUUGCUCAGGACCAAAGAUUUGAAUUGCAGAAAGGCGUUCAAAAUAGCAGUAUCAAGUUAUAGCAGUAUGGUAGCAAUCACCAGGCAUUAAAAGCACCAAGGAUUGUCAGGAGAGUUACUGGAUUACCUCACAAUAUCUGGAUCAUCUUGCGCAACUAAUGUCUUGUAAAGUUGAAGCAGGAACAAUAGAUGAGUUGCCUUAAAAUAUGGUUCAGAUGUGGAGGUA